UCCAUUCUGUAGUGCUGAAGGAGAAAGUAGAAUUUGUUUGCAGAACUAUUUUGCUAGUCUGCAAAAAAAUUCAGUUCAAUUCGGAAGGAAGAAGAAGGUCAUCACUGGAGCAAGAGCUAGAUCCAGUCCCUCUGUUUCAAUCCCCUCGAAGCUAUUCGCCAUGGCGGAUUCAUCGGGGACGACGCUCAUGGAUCUGAUAACAUCGGAUGGUUCGUCGUCGAAGUCUACCCCAGCGUCGUCAGGUACUGCGCCGCCGCCACUUGAUUCGCCGACGAGCACGGCUGCGAGUGCGGCGGCAGCUCCUGUGGCGGCGGAACGGAAGUCGAAGAAGGGUACACUGUUGCAGAUCCAGAGUGAUACUAUCUCUGCUGCGAAGGCUGCUUUCAAUCCGGUUCGAGCCAACAUUAUGCCACAAAAGCAAAAGAAAAGGCCAGUGUCGUAUGCACAACUUGCAAGGAGUAUUCAUGAGUUAGCAGCCACAUCUGAUCAAAAACGUUCACAGAGGCAGUUGGUGCAUCAUGUGUUUCCUAAACUUGCUGUGUACAACUCCGUUGAUCCGUCUUUGGCCCCAUCACUUUUAAUGCUUGACCAGCAAUGUGAGGAUAAAACUGUGUUGCGGUAUGUAUAUUAUUACUUGGCAAGAAUAUUAGCGGACUCCAGUUCACAAGGUGUAAGCCCUGGUGGUGGGAUACCUACACCAAAUUGGGAUGCUUUGGCCGACAUAGAUGCAGUUGGAGGUGUGACAAGAGCUGAUGUUGUUCCUCGAGUAGUAGAGCGGUUAACCUCUGAGGCAUUGAAUGAAGAUCCUGCAUUUCAUGCACGGAGGCUGCAAGCAUUGAAGGCUCUUACUUAUGCUCCUGCUAGCAACGGAGAGCUUUUGUCAAAGCUGUAUGAGAUUGUGUUUGGCAUUCUGGAUAAGGUUGCAGACCCCCAAAAGAAAAAAAAGGGCAUAUUUGGGACGAAGGGGGGUGAUAAAGAGUCUAUCAUUCGGAGCAAUUUGCAAUAUGCAGCCUUAAGUGCUUUGAGAAGACUUCCUCUAGAUCCAGGAAAUCCUGUAUUUCUUCACCGUGCUGUACAAGGUGUUUCGUUCUCUGAUCCAGUUGCAGUAAGGCAUGCACUGGAAAUUUUAUCAGAAUUAUCCACAAAAGAUCCCUAUGCAGUUGCAAUGGCAUUAGGCACACAUGCGCAACCUGGUGGCGCUCUGCAGGAUGUUCUCCACUUGCACGAUGUUCUUGCCAGAGUGGCACUUGCUAAAUUGUGCCAUGCAUUGUCUAGAGCUCGAGCUUUAGAUGAACGUCCUGAUAUCAAGUCUCACUUCAACUCUAUCCUGUAUCAACUUCUUUUGGACCCUAGUGAAAGAGUUUGUUUUGAGGCUAUACUUUGUGUACUGGGCAAAUUUGAUAAUUCAGAGAGGACUGAGGAAAGAGCAGCUGGGUGGUAUCGGUUGAGUAGGGAAAUGCUCAAGAUUCCAGAUGGGCCUUCUGCAAAGGACUCUAGUUUGGAAGAUGGAUCUCAAUCAAAAUCUACAAAAGAUAAAUCUUCGAAGACAAAACGUCCUCAACCACUUAUCAAACUAGUCAUGCGGAGGAUGGAAAGUUCUUUUCGAAGUUUUUCACGGCCAGUAUUGCAUGCAGCUGCAAGGGUUGUACAGGAGAUGGGAAAAAGUCGUGCAGCUGCUUUUGCAUUAGGAUUACAAGAUAUUGAUGAAGGGGUUGAAGUUAAUACGUUUUCCGAAAAUGAUGCAUAUGAUCCAGACAUAAAUCCUACUGCACCAUCUGAAGGUUCUCGUAAAAUUUCUGCGAUAUCAAACGGGAUGGGUCCUAAGGACACAGUUGCAAAUAUGCUAGCUUCACUAAUGGAGGUUGUACGAACAACUGUUGCAUGUGAAUGUGUUUACGUGCGUGCUAUGGUGAUUAAAGCACUCAUAUGGAUGCAAAGUCCAUAUGAAUCUUUUGAUGAACUAAAAUCCAUCAUUGCAUCUGAGCUCUCUGAUCCAUCUUGGCCGGCAACGCUGUUGAAUGAUAUAUUGCUGACGUUGCAUGCUCGCUUCAAGGCUACCCCAGAUAUGGCAGUCACUCUUCUUGAAGUUGCUCGAGUAUUUGCCACUAAAGUUCCUGGGAAAAUUGAUGCUGAUGUGCUCCAACUUCUUUGGAAAACUUGUUUGGUUGGAGCUGGACCAGAAGGAAAACACACAGCUCUUGAAGCUGUUACAAUAGUUCUUGAUUUAUCACCUCCCCAACCUGGCUUAGUCACAGGGCUUACCUCUAUUGAUAAGGUGUCUGCAUCUGAUCCAAAGUCAGCACUUGCUUUGCUGAGAUUAGUUCAAGCAGCAGUUUGGUUCCUUGGAGAAAAUGCAAAUUAUGCUGCUUCUGAAUAUGCUUGGGAGUCAGCAACCCCGCCGGGGACUGCAUUGAUGAUGUUGGAUGCAGACAAAAUGGUUGCUGCUGCAAGCUCUCGUAAUCCUACACUUGCUGGUGCUCUAACUCGACUUCAAAGGUGUGCUUUCAGUGGCAGCUGGGAGAUUCGCAUUGUGGCCAUUCAAGCUCUUACCACUAUUGCAAUUAGAUCUGGCGAGCCUUAUAGGCUGCAGAUCUAUGAAUUUUUGCACACUUUGGCUCAAGGUGGUGUUCAGUCACAGUUUUCUGACAUGCAUACAAGUAAUGGCGAAGACCAGGGAGCAAGUGGCACAGGCCUUGGAUCUUUAAUAAGUCCUAUGUUGAAAGUCCUAGAUGAAAUGUAUAGUGCACAAGAUGAACUCAUAAAGGAGAUGCGCAAUCAUGACAAUGCCAAAAAGGAAUGGACAGAUGACGAACUUAAGAAGCUUUAUGAAACUCAUGAGAGGUUGCUAGACCUUGUCUCUCUGUUUUGCUAUGUUCCUAGAUCAAAGUAUCUGCCUCUGGGACCAACAAGUGCAAAACUGAUUGACAUCUAUCGCACUCGACAUAAUAUAAGUGCAUCAACAGGCCUCAGUGAUCCUGCUGUUGCCACAGGCAUUUCUGAUCUUAUUUAUGAAACAUCCAAGCCAAAGAUUCCUGACUUCAUCUAUGAAGCUACCAAGAAAAAGUCUAAUGAGCCAGAACCACUUGAUGAUGACCUUGUUAAUUUUUGGGCAGCAAACCUUGGUGAUGAUGGUGCGCCUGCCAUGAACAGGGUCAAUGAAUUUCUAGCUGGCGCUGGUACUGAUGCUCCUGAUGUUGAGGAAGAGAAUGUUAUUUCUAGACCUUCAAUGAGUUACGAUGAUAUGUGGGCUAAGACUCUCCUGGAAACUACAGAAAUGGAGGAAUAUGAUGCCAGAUCAUCUGGCUCCUCAUCCCCAGACUCAACUGGAUCUGUCGAGACAUCGAUAUCCUCUCAUUUUGGAGGAAUGAACUAUCCAUCGUUAUUUGGUUCAAAACCUUCUGGAUCCUCUCAGUUCAAGGACAAAUCCAGUGGAAGCCGAUAUAGUGGAUAUGGAUACGAAGCUCCUGCAUCCCCGAUAACCGAAGAACCUCCUCCAUAUUCAUCUCCUGAUCACAGAAGAUUCGAGUCAUUUGAGAAUCCCUUAGCCGAUGAAGGGCGACCUUCUAGUGGUAACCCACAGUUCGGGACAGCACUUUACGACUUCACUGCUGGUGGAGACGACGAGCUUAAUCUUACAGCCGGCGAAGACGUUGAGAUUGAAGAUGAAGUAGAUGGUUGGUACUACGUGAAGAAGAAACGCCCCGGGAGGGAUGGGAAAAUGGCUGGGCUGGUACCGGUGCUGUAUGUCAGCCAGUCGUGAAGUUCAUUUCCGAAUUCUGAUUCAUCGGACCGAGGUAUGGCUGGCUAACACAUACUGUCCUUUUAUUGUUGUUAUAUUUUAAUAUGUAAUCGGGUCGGGAUACUUCAUAUUCGAGUUUUUAGCUAGUUUUGAAGAUGCGGGUGUUUUUGUAGCGAUGAGUUUUUUGGAUGCAUAUAUAUAUAUUAUUAUUAUUAUUAUUGUUUAGUGUAUGUAUAUCAUCUUCUACUACAAAUUGGUUGUUUCUGCUUACUGAUUGAUUGGUUGAUGAUAUGAUUGUAUGCAUAUUUUUCAUUUCAACUAGUGUAUGUCAACUGCUUUCC
Messenger RNA from Andrographis paniculata, 4080 nucleotides. RefSeq lists its product as uncharacterized. Gene Ontology annotation, molecular function: protein binding. The transcript has 27 exons. Bases 161 to 3760 code for a protein of 1199 amino acids. Lineage: Eukaryota; Viridiplantae; Streptophyta; Magnoliopsida; Lamiales; Acanthaceae. The record is from RefSeq and is a predicted model, not a curated record.